GGAGCGGCUGUACACACGUGCCUACACGUGUCCAAAAUGGCUGCCGACAGGGACUGCGAUUUGAGCUCACUUGUAGAAGAUUUUGAGCAAUGGCAGAAAAUAACUUUUGAGCUGUUUAACGAAAACAAAGAAUUGAAAUCAGAGGUUAGCUCUCUCAAGAAGCAGUUCAGCCUUCAUGAAGAGGCAGAGAGAACCUUGAAAGACAAUAAUUCAGAACUGCUAUCAACUGUUAAGAAACUACAAGAUUCACUAAUGCAGCGAUGUGAGAUGAUCAGUGAGAAUAGCAAACUUAAGGAAAGGAUGGAGAGACUGCAAAGAGAGACCAGUGAAUUGGAAGCACAGCACAAAGACCAAAUGAGAGAAGCUAUGGACAAUCUUGAAGCAAUCAAAGAAGCACACAAAAAGGAUGUUGUACAUAUACAAGCAGUCACUUCUAAAGAAAUGAGAAAAGAAAUUGAUUUACUUCAAAGGAACUUGCAAGAGAAAUCUGAGGACAUAAGUGCAUUACAAAAGCAAGUAGGAGAUGCAGAAAGAGAUAAACACACUGAAAUAGUCAAACUAAGACUAGAGUAUGAUGCGAAGCUACUAAAGAUACAAAAACAAACUGCCAAAUCACAAACUCAGACCUCUUCUUCAACCACUCUGACUAACAACUCUAUAUUCAGACAAAAACUGCAGGCAGUGAAAGUGGAAUCAGAGAAGGAAGUAAAGGCACUGAGAAAAAGAGUGCUAGAACUUGAGAAAGAAUUAAUGUCUAAGAACAAGCAAAGAAAACUACAUUAAAUUAUGUAUUAGUAAACAGUAAUAAUUAAUAAUGACUACUUAUUAAAAUCACUAGUUAAUUGUCGAAAUGCUUUGUAAAAGGAUUCUUUAUUUAGUAA
This is a messenger RNA of Amphimedon queenslandica, 881 nucleotides long. Its product is annotated as cingulin-like. The record is from RefSeq and is a predicted model, not a curated record. The coding region runs from base 37 to 783 and encodes 248 amino acids. Lineage: Eukaryota; Metazoa; Porifera; Demospongiae; Haplosclerida; Niphatidae. The transcript has 7 exons.